AUGAUUGGCCAGAAGACCCUGUACUCCUUCUUCUCCCCGACCCCCGCCAGGAAGCGAGGUGCCGCAAGCCCCGAGCAGGCCGACCCGGGCACCGGCGUGGCAGCAGUAACUGAGGAGAACGGCGAUGCAGCGGCAACCCCAACCAAGAAGGCCCGGACCGAGCAGGAGGAGCCCGGCACGCCGCCCUCCUCGCCGCUGAGCCAAGAGCAGUUGGUCCGCAUCCAAAACAAGGCCGCGGCGCUGCUGAGACUCGCGGCCCGCAACGUGCCGGUGGGCUUUGGCGAGAGUUGGAGGAAGCAGCUCAGCGGAGAGUUCGGGAAGCCGUAUUUCAUAAAGCUAAUGGGAUUUGUUGCCGAAGAAAGAAAACGUUACACUGUUUAUCCACCUCCGCACCAAGUCUUCACGUGGACCCAAACCUGUGACAUAAGGGAUGUGAAGGUUGUCAUCCUGGGACAAGAUCCUUAUCAUGGACCCAAUCAAGCUCAUGGGCUCUGCUUUAGUGUCCAAAGACCCGUUCCACCUCCGCCCAGUUUGGAAAACAUUUAUAAAGAGCUGUCUUCAGACAUUGAUGGUUUUGUUCACCCUGGCCAUGGAGAUUUAUCAGGAUGGGCCAAACAAGGUGUCCUCCUGCUCAACGCUGUGCUCACCGUCCGGGCCCAUCAAGCCAAUUCCCAUAAGGAGAGGGGCUGGGAGCAGUUCACGGACGCGGUCGUGUCCUGGCUGAACCAGAACCUGAACGGCCUCGUCUUCCUGCUCUGGGGCUCUUACGCUCAGAAGAAGGGCAGUGCCAUCGACAGGAAGCGGCACCAUGUACUGCAGACUGCUCAUCCUUCCCCGCUCUCUGUGUAUAGAGGGUUCUUUGGGUGUCGACAUUUUUCUAAAGCCAAUGAGCUUCUGCAGAAAUCUGGCAAGAAGCCCAUCGACUGGAAGGAGCUGUGACCUUGCACGGAAGGCGGAGUCUCUUCUGGGUUGACUCUUGAGAAGCUGCUGUUGAAGUAUCUGUCAGUUAUGAAGUCAUUGAAAGUCUCCUUAUUCUUAAGUGCCUUUUGCAAGAGGAGAGAGUUUCUGUAUAGCAGCAAAGAACCAGGCUGCCCAGCUAGGGACGGCAGAGAGGCACUUGGACCAUUUCCGCAUUUGAACCCUACAGGCACAGUGAGAUGAGAGCCCAGGGAAGGCAAAGGAGGCUCAGCCUAAAAUAAGCACAUGUCUCUGAAAGACGAGAGGUCACGUGCUGAGUUCUCUCCAGCCUCUUAUCUCUGUGGUUCAAGAGGGGGUAAUGCACCUUUUGGUACAGCCAGUGUGGUUUGGUGCUUGCUGCUAGCAAUUUAGCUGAUAGGUUAGACUUUUUAGGUUAAAAGGUGUUUGGUGGUUUGGCUUAGAAAAAGCCCCUUGGUCUUUAGAGGAGUCUUCAGGCCAUUUCCUGGAAGAAUCUGGAGGACCUUUUGCAAGUUUCUAGGAAUCUGUCCCAGAAGCUGAGGAUCAGAGUUUCCUGAUUGUGGUAAAGCAGGGAUCCCUGAGGAGUUACACCUCGCGUGAGCCUCACAGACUGAAUAAAGAAGCAGUGGACUCUUGAACAGAGAAGAGGGUUCUGGGUUUUUUUGUUUUUUGUUUUCAUGCGGGGUAGGGGAUUUUCUAGGGUUAUCAGUUGAAGUGUUUUAAGGAGGGGCAGACUGCCAGAUUCUAUUUUUAUGGACUAGAAUCACUUGGAUUUUUUUUCUCUUCCUGCAUCACUGGAGAAUUUCAUAUUUUUGUAAGAUAUGCAGAUACAUAUUUUUUUAAAGGACAAUCUCUACAGAUCUGGAUUUCCAUGGAGAUUCGUUUUUUGCUGUUAGCUGGGUUACAGAGUUAACCCUGCAUAAGUUUGGUAAUAAAAGAUUGUUGAAG
This is a messenger RNA of Sciurus carolinensis (gray squirrel), 1884 nucleotides long. RefSeq names its product uracil DNA glycosylase (gene Ung). The record is from RefSeq and is a predicted model, not a curated record. Gene Ontology annotation, biological process: base-excision repair; base-excision repair, AP site formation via deaminated base removal. NCBI's taxonomy places the organism in Eukaryota, Metazoa, Chordata, Mammalia, Rodentia, Sciuridae. Gene Ontology annotation, molecular function: uracil DNA N-glycosylase activity. Gene Ontology annotation, cellular component: mitochondrion; nucleus.